Molecule: messenger RNA, 1831 nt
Organism: Trematosphaeria pertusa
Lineage: Eukaryota; Fungi; Ascomycota; Dothideomycetes; Pleosporales; Trematosphaeriaceae
Exons: 2
Coding region: 20-1678 (552 amino acids)
Molecular function (GO): protein binding
Source: RefSeq, a predicted model, not a curated record
CACACAUCGACAGCACGCCAUGAAGCGGGUGCGCGAGGAGAACGACGGCGGCGAGCGGCCCGCGAAGGUGCGCAGAGUACCUGCGAAAGACCGUCUCUCAAAACUGAGUGACGAGCUGCUUGUGCGCAUCCUUUCAUUCGUUCCAGUGCCUACGCUGCUCCUCUGCCAACAGGUAUCCAGGAAGUUUAGCCGUCUUGCCAUCGACUCUGAGCUAUGGAAAGCCGCAUACUACAAACGCUUCGUGCUCCCGCGAGCCACGCGAAUACCUGGCAUCAAAGACACCAGCGCCUCCGACCACCUGCGCUACUCCUCGCAGCUGUCAAAAUGGCUGGAUGAUGGACACCUUUUGAGGAAGGGAAUAUGCACAAACUGGAAGCAGCAAUAUCGGUUACGGCAUAACUGGUCGCAAGGGCAGUGUGCAGUCAGCGAAAUCGUUGUUGCCGAAAGACCGCCAGACCCGCCACUUCUUGUUAUGAUGUCAAGCAGCACGAUAUUCACUGCCGACUCUCUAUCAGGGCUACGAGCAUUUGACUCUAAGAACGAACGCGAGUUGAUUGCUUCCACGCCGCUGCUGAGGCCGGAGGCAACCAACCCACAAUUGCCGACUUCGAUGGCCAUAGACACGUCCGAAAGGGACACGGGACAUGAAAGAGUAGUGAUAGGUUUCGAAGAUGGGUCAUUUACUAUUUACACGCUCAGGAGAGAGGACCAGUCAUUCAGAACGCUCUUUGAGCAUGCUCCGUCCACAAACGGAGCUCUGUCGGCCGUCGCCUUCUCCUCACCGUAUCUGCUUACUAUGACCGAGUACCAUCUACUUUCAAUGUAUGUCUUUCUAGAGGACACGCAGCUAGAUGAUACCCUCGGACCCCCAAAUCUGCUGUACUCUCUCCAAUCCCAUACUGUAUGGCCCCCUGUUUCGCUGUCCAUCCGUACCACGACAACAAGUAUGACGGCAUCAAUCGCGUAUGCGCUACCGACGUAUCUCUCCGGAUGGACCGUAGGCAUCCAGGAAAUGCGACUUACGCACGAUGGGGAGCUCCUAGAAUCUCGAUUAGCCACUGCCGCUGAUCAGCACUCUCUCACGCUUUCAGGGCAGCGUUCCAUGUCGUCUCCAACCACGCGCUCUUCGUCGCCGUUCCCUGGAGGAUCGAGAGAGCCCGCUUUAGCAGACAAUCCCAGCAACGCCAAACCCACAUCAAUGUCAUAUUCGCAUCCAUACCUACUCGUAGCGCAUCCGGACAACACGCUCAGCUUGUACCUGGUCAAGUCCACGGCUUCUUCGCUCUCAAUUAGCGCCGGCACCCGUCUAUGGGGCCACACCUCUUCCAUCUCUGGCGCCCAUGUCGGUGUACGAGGGAAAGCCGUUUCUGUCAGUCGACUAGGAGAUGAGCUUCGCGUGUGGGAUCUGGAGGGUGGUAUGGCAUCGUCAACCAACCGCAGACGGUCGAAGAACGGCGAGUUGAGUGUGAGGAUCCAACCAUCGAAGCCGAACAACAACUCGAACGAGGUUCAGGACGAUGGACGCGUUCGGAGGUUUGAUCUCCGAUUCGCUCUGGACCAAGGCUUCGACGACUCUACCGUAAGUCGGGGCUGGGUUGGAUUCGAUGAGCAGAAUGUGAUAGUGCUGAGAGAGAAGCGGGAGGGUAGCCAGGCGCUCGUGGUGUAUGACUUCGCCUGAGCGUGUUGAUGAUACUUGAAUAUAUUCGAACAGUUACUGCGGCAUUAGCAACAAUAGAACAACUUACUAUCAAGCUUGCUCACUAUAGGAUCGGAAUGUGAGCGUUCUAGAGAGCCAGUUUAAUUGUUAUUCGACGUUGAAAGUCGUUGCCGC